AUGGUGGAGACAAAGAACAAGGUGUCAUCAGACUAUUGGUGGUUUGACAGUCACAACAAGAGUAACUCAAAUCGAUCUCCAUGGCUUCAAUCCACACUUGCAGAGCUUGAUGAGAAAAAGAGAAAAAUGCUGAAACUAGUUGAGGAAGAUGCGGAUUCCUUCGCCAAACGUGCAGAAAUGUACUACAAGAGAAGACCAGAACUCAUUAACAUGGUUGAAGAUCUUUAUCGAGCCCAUCGCUCACUAGCUGAUCGAUAUAAUCAGGUCAAGUCUGAAUCUACAACCCACGUUGUAACAACACCAUGCUACUCAGAGACUUAUGGACCUGAGGAAUCGGAUGACUCCGAGUUUGACGAUCGAGAUGAAGUUGAAACAGUACAAGAUAAUGACGUAACUGAAACAGAAGAACUGAUGAAGCUGAAAGAAGAAUUGAAGAGACUCGGAGAAGAGAAUGAGGUUCUCAAGGAGCAGCUACUGCAAAAGGAUGACGAGAAACGGGAAGACAUUAGACAACUGAGUUUAGCCAUGGAUUUGCUGAGGGAGGAAAAUAUCGAGCUGAGGAAGAAUUGUAAUGCUUUAAACACGCCAAAGAAAGAAAAGCCCCAUUCAACAAGUCGAAUGACGGUUUCUUGGGGAGGUUGUUCAAUGGAUUUCUACCAUCACAGACUAAUCUAUCUGCUUUUUAGAGUCUAG
Fraxinus pennsylvanica is the source of this 693-nucleotide messenger RNA. The record is from the annotation of a GenBank genome assembly. NCBI's taxonomy places the organism in Eukaryota, Viridiplantae, Streptophyta, Magnoliopsida, Lamiales, Oleaceae.